Molecule: messenger RNA, 991 nt
Organism: Alnus glutinosa
Lineage: Eukaryota; Viridiplantae; Streptophyta; Magnoliopsida; Fagales; Betulaceae
Product: protein NDR1-like
Exons: 1
Coding region: 209-775 (188 amino acids)
Biological process (GO): defense response to other organism
Source: RefSeq, a predicted model, not a curated record
GAAAAGAAUAAUUCCCUGUCCUUGAAACUUGAGCAACAUGCAUCAACCGAUGAGAUUCCCCUUAGCUGAUCGGCAUCCUUCAAUUCAAGUCUCAUCCUUUCCUCCUUUCUUCUCAUACAAUACUUGCUGUUUUCCAUACCACAUUUAAUCCCGAAAUGAUUUCUGAUUCCUCUCCACACCCUCCUCCUCAUCUCUUCCCCACCAAAAAAUGUGUGAAACCAAGAACUUGUAUCUAUGGCUUCUCCAAGUUGUAGCCCUCUUGGGUAUCCUAGCCAUAUGUCUAUGGCUAAUCCUGCGUCCCAGACCCCCCCAAUGUACCAUUGUUGACUUCUCCAUCCCACAGUCCUCGUUAGUCAAUAAGGAGGGUCAAAACGGCACCAUCUUAUAUAAUCUUGAAAUUGAGAAUACAAACACAGACUCCAGAAUAUACUAUGAUGACAUUUUUCUGACAUUUUAUUUUGGGGAGGAUACAGUAGGCGAGAAAAGAAUACCUUCUUUCCAUCAAGGAACAGGGAGAACUCGUCAAGUAAUUGAUUAUGUGGAUGGCAAUCCACGAGUGUGGAAAUCUCUUCUCAAUGCAUUAAAAUCGAAUGCAAAAGCUGAAUUGAAGGUGGGUUUACUAACUAGGAUUCGAUAUAAGACGUGGGGGAAGAAGAGUAAGCAUCAUAAGCUAGAGUUGCAGGGUCCUCUACCAGUUGGCUCGGAUGGGAAGAUUUUAGGCAAGAAGAAGAAGAAGAUUAAGCUUCGCCAUACUUCCAAGAAAUGGAGGAGGUAAUAAAGUUUGACCCCUUGUGGUUGGGGAUUACAGGAUUAAAUGCUUUUGUAUAAUUAGACAUUAUAUAUGUUGAACAUCUCUGUCUAUAUUUGUAUAAGAGAUGUUUAAAUUCAUCGUUGAAUAUAUAAGACCACAUGUAGAUUUUAUAGAUUCAAUAGUAGAUUUGCAAAAUAUGUACAAAACAAUGAUACCAAACAAAUUUAUUAGACAUAAAAG